CUCCAGUUGUGCUGAGACGUGCCCCAGGUUGCCCGUCCCCGGAAGUGGCGCUAAAGGCCCGCCUCUAAGGAAGUGACGGCAGAAGUGCCCUUGACAGGCGGGAGGGCCGGGCUGUGUAUCUCGCGCUGCAGGGAGAUGGCUCAGCGACUUCUCCUGAGGAGGUUCCUGGCCUCCGGCAUCUCCAGGAAACCCCCUCAAGGUCGGUGGGCACCCCUCAUCUCCAGGGCGCUGCAGGCCCCAGAGCACAGUCCUGGUGAGCUGACAGUAACAUCCAGCCACGCCCGGCCAUUACACACCACCAGGGUCUGCACAACAACCUUCAACAUCCAGGAUGGACCUGACUUUCAAGACCGAGUUGUCAACAGCGAGACACCCGUGGUGGUGGAUUUCCAUGCACAGUGGUGUGGCCCCUGCAAGAUCCUGGGGCCAAGGUUAGAGAAGGUGGUGGCCAAGCAGCAUGGAAAGGUGGUGAUGGCCAAGGUGGAUAUUGACGACCACACAGACCUCGCCAUAGAGUAUGAGGUGUCGGCUGUGCCCACCGUGCUGGCCAUCAAGAAUGGGGACGUGGUGGACAAGUUCGUGGGCAUCAAGGAUGAGGAUCAGCUGGAGGCUUUCAUGAAGAAGCUGAUUGCCUGACAAGCAGGGAAGAACCCUGAUACUCUUGUCCACUGGGGCCCCGUGGUCCUGGGAGGACCCUGAUAGAACUCAGUCCUGUGCGGGCCCUUCCCGCCGCCUCCCUUCUGUCUGGCCCCUGAGGGCCCAUGUUUGGAGACCAGGCCUCCACGCACGGAUCCUCCAGGGCUUCCAGCCGGCUGCCUGCCAGGGUGGCCGCCAGGGGAGCGGUGCUGCUGCUGACCUGGGGACAGCGGUCUCCCACUCUCAGUGUCUGCUCCCUCUAGGGCUGUCAGCUCUCCCAAGGUGCUUGGAGAGCCUGGGCCCAGUAACAGCUGGUCCUCAUCUCCCCGGGCCCUUCUGAUCCUAACCCCAGUGCCUGGCUCAUCUGCCUCCUGCAUUUUUCUUUCCUGCUGUUGUUUUGUAAAAAGAAACCCAAACAAGUGAGAGUAAUAUAUAAUUCUCUCAUUUUUUGUAGGUCUGUAAUAAAGAACUUUAUGUGAUCCUUCUACCUCCUGCUGUGAAGAACAGACCCUGGGCCCCACACUAAAUGACUCUGUAGCCACCACCCCCACCACACCACCCCCGGACCACCUCCCUUCUUUCCUCCCAGGCACCAGGGCAGUGAACACAUUGGGCUCAGGGAGUCCCGCAGACUCAGACUCCACCCUCCCUCACCAUUAGCAGGCCCUUUGGUUCUCUGAGCAGGAGGCUCUGCUAUGAACAAAUGAGACCAAUAAAAUGGAGGUUUGCACUGUC
Molecule: messenger RNA, 1371 nt
Organism: Myotis daubentonii (Daubenton's bat)
Lineage: Eukaryota; Metazoa; Chordata; Mammalia; Chiroptera; Vespertilionidae
Gene: TXN2
Product: thioredoxin 2
Biological process (GO): cell redox homeostasis
Cellular component (GO): mitochondrion
Molecular function (GO): protein-disulfide reductase activity
Source: RefSeq, a predicted model, not a curated record